ACGUUGUCAUAGAGCCGCUGAGUGUCGUUGCCUGGAGACAAAUGCCUAUACACAAUCUGGUCCCUGCAUAAACCACACGUGCUUCUGCGCAGAGUGCUGCCGGACACCUAUACAGAGAUUACACACAGUCACUCCAGACAAUUGAAGAUGUCAACAGAUAUGUGGGUAGGGUCUUGGAGACCUCACAAAGCAAGAGGACCAAUCGCAGCAUUCUACAACAGUCCAGGGCCAAAAUACGCACUCCCUGGAGCCAUAGGAAUUCAAUUUCACGAUCCAAGGAAAUACAAAGCCCCUGCUUUUAGCUUUGGUACCCGUCACUGUUCAUAUUCUACCAACUGUUCCCCAGGCCCUGGGUAUCUAAUACAACCGAACAUCACCCGGACAGGGAAGGAUGGGACUCCUAUAUACUCACUUUAUGGGCGCCCCAAAGACCUUAACCUCUUCCAAACCCCAGGACCAGGCCAAUACUCUCCGGAAAAAUCAGGGAAAUCAGCACAUUAUUCUGCCCCUGCUUACUCUCUGUCUGCGCGGUCCAAAGGAUUUCGCAAUGACCAGACUCCUGGACCAGCAGCCUAUAUACUUCCAUCUGUGUUAGGACCCCGGACAGUGAACAAAACCUCUGCUCCCAACUUCAUCCUGACUGGAAGGAGCAAGAUUGGGAGCUUUCAUGAGGACCUUCAGAAGACUCCUGGGCCUGGGACAUACAGAGUGAUUGACCCCUGUGCGUAUAAGUACAAGCCUCCUCAUUACAGCAUUACUGGACGCAAUAGCAUGCCAGGAGACACAACAAGGAAACCGGGGCCUGGAGCAUACAGUCCAGAGAGGGUAACCAUUUCAGGAGGCAAAGCUCCCAGCUACUCGUUUGGAAUCCGACACUCGGAGUACGUUGCUCCGCUCAUUGUGGAUGUACUUGAUUAAAAAGCACCUCCAGCACCUUUCCCAGGACACACACAAUGCUCACCUUUAUAUCGGGCCACUACAUUAGAGAUUGUAUUGUGGAUGACCAUGUCAAAUUGUAGAUCUUUUGGAAGUAUCUCUUUUUUUUCUUAAUUCUUCAACCUUUCCUUUGUGAUUGAAUUGCCUCACAUUAAGUCAAAAGUCACAAUCAUGCUCACUGAAACGGUCAGUUAUUAGGGAGGCUUCAAGUGAAGACUGCAAUGAAGCCAAAAAAUAGGACAUGCUAGACCACUGUUAUAGUGUACAUAGAGAAUGUGACCAGAGAUUUUAAAAUAACAGGUAUUAUAUGGGUAAAUAUAUUUUAGAUAUUAACCUGUGUCUAUAAUGUACAGUAAGUUGUCAUUUGGAGUCUGCGAAAGCUGUUGAAAUUAGUAAACAGCUUAAAAUGAAAAUACAGUAAAUAAUUGAUCUUUUAGUAUUAUACCCCCAUAAUCUUCGACUACCAUUAUCCUGUGUUGCAGCAAUACCUCCAUGUCUAUAGCUUAGGGCUGUCUGUCUGUCUUCAAGUGCCAUUUUAAUAGAUUUUUCUUACUCUUUUGUGUAGUUUACAAUCAUGGUUGAAUAUGGUCCUAUAUAUUUUACACUAUAGAGAUCCUGAUGGUAUUUUCCUCAUGGAAGUUUACUGAAGCCUUAUUAACAAUAUACAUAGAAUUACAUAUGCUAGAAGUACAGAUUUAGGGCAAAAGAAUUGUACAGUGUCUGUCAGUGUUUACAUUUAAAAUGCACUCCCAUAACCUCCAAGGGUACCAUUUCCCAGUGUUACAGUAAUUAUGUCUUUGUGGGUUUCUGUCAUCCAGGUCAAAUGAUGAAUUAAAGUCACAUUGUAUGUUCAAUGUUUUGCAUUACACAAUAUACAAUUAACCCAUUUAAAUAAAA
Messenger RNA from Polyodon spathula (Mississippi paddlefish), 1833 nucleotides. Its product is annotated as outer dense fiber protein 3-like. The record is from RefSeq and is a predicted model, not a curated record. Lineage: Eukaryota; Metazoa; Chordata; Actinopteri; Acipenseriformes; Polyodontidae. Bases 148 to 918 code for a protein of 256 amino acids. Gene Ontology annotation, cellular component: cytoskeleton. The transcript is spliced from 7 exons.